Paramecium tetraurelia is the source of this 555-nucleotide messenger RNA. RefSeq lists its product as uncharacterized. The record is from RefSeq and is a predicted model, not a curated record. Lineage: Eukaryota; Ciliophora; Oligohymenophorea; Peniculida; Parameciidae. The transcript has 3 exons. Gene Ontology annotation, molecular function: sequence-specific DNA binding; DNA-binding transcription factor activity. Gene Ontology annotation, biological process: regulation of DNA-templated transcription.
AUGUACUAUCAAUCACAAAUAUAGUGUUCUGAGUAUAUAGACAUUAUAAAGUGGGAUGAAGAAGGAAUUAAAAUUAAAAUCAUUGAUAAAUCAUUAUUAUAAGAGAAUGUCUUGCCUCGAUUUUUCAAGCAUGGCAAUUAUUCAAGUUUUUUAAGACAAUUGAAUAUGUAUGGCUUUACAAGUUGUAAGGAUUAAGAUGGGAUCUUGACUUACGAGCACCCGUACUUCACAUAAAACAAAGUUAUCCAGAAGUUCAUUUAGAAGAAAAAAUAAAUUCACGUAGAGAAACAAUAGAUAGGGACAUUUCUUAUAGAAUAAGAGGAAUUAAAAAAUACAAUGACGUCUUUGAAAUAAGAAUAAGUAAUCAUCUAGAAAUAAUUGGUUGAUUUCAUUCAGCAAUAGUUGAGGUUUCAGCGUCAUUUCAAACUCAUAAUUGAAAAACUAUUGGAAAUAAAGGCUAUUUAGGAGAGGAGAGGAGUAUUUUUCAUUGAGAGUAUUCGGAUGAUCGUCAGAGCAAUGAAACCAGAAGCUUGUAAAAACAUUCAUUAUGAUUGA